Tilletiopsis washingtonensis is the source of this 198-nucleotide messenger RNA. Its product is annotated as sterile alpha motif homology 2. The record is from RefSeq and is a predicted model, not a curated record. The annotation marks the transcript as partial. Gene Ontology annotation, molecular function: protein binding. Lineage: Eukaryota; Fungi; Basidiomycota; Exobasidiomycetes; Entylomatales. The transcript has a single exon.
UGGUCGCAGCCCGACAUUGGCAACUGGCUGCACUCCCUGCGUCUGGGCGCCCAUGCGUCUACCUUUGCAGCGCACGACAUCACCGGCGCCGUGCUGCUCGAUGUCGAGCAGGCCGAGCUCAAGGAGAUGGGCAUCACCUCCAUCGGCGACCGCAUCCGCGUCUUUACCGCCAUCAAGAAUCUCAAGAAGCGCUGUGCC